Phasianus colchicus (ring-necked pheasant) is the source of this 2556-nucleotide messenger RNA. RefSeq names its product GRIP and coiled-coil domain containing 1 (gene GCC1). Gene Ontology annotation, cellular component: Golgi apparatus. The record is from RefSeq and is a predicted model, not a curated record. NCBI's taxonomy places the organism in Eukaryota, Metazoa, Chordata, Aves, Galliformes, Phasianidae.
GCCUGCGCGCUGGGUGCCGGCACCCGACCCGGUGGUUCGGCCCGAAGGCUGCGGCCUGCCGCGCUCCGAAGGAAAGGCCCGAAACUGCCGCCUGCCAGCCCCCCCGGCCCGGCCUCCCCUGACAGCGCAGCCCCUCGGCUCCCCCUCCUGCUCUGCGGGCACCCCGCGGCCCGGCUUCCAUCAUAGAGCCAUGGAGAAGUUUGGCAUGAACUUCGGAGGUGGGCCAAGUAAGAAAGAACUUCUGGAAACAAUUGAAUCGCAGAAGAAGCAGCUUCUGAAUUACCAGGCUCGGCUGAAGGACGUGGUGAUAGCCUACAAGAGCCUCAUCAAUGAGAAGGAAGCCUUGGAAGCCAGCUUGAAGGUGUUGUCGGCGUCUCACGAGGCUGACGUUGGCCUGAGUGGUGCUCAGCCUGCGUGCGUGGCUGCCUCCUGCUCUUCUCCUGCUGAUCCCACUGAUGAUAAGAGCUCGGUUCACAGCGAGGACAGCAUGGGGACGGCGACCAGCGCGGACACGACGGCCAGCUUGGCCAGUGCAAAGGGCGAGCAGGGCGCUGAGGAUGAUAAACCUGCUGCAGCUGCACCCUCUCUUAAAGCAGAAGAGACAAAUGGUUCGGAGAGCGGUGUCAGCACGAGCAGUGGGGAUGUGUCCUGUGCUGCCAGUGAGGCUGAUAAGAGGGUGCUUCAGCUGAAGACCCAGCUGGCCACCUUGACCAGCGCUCUGUCAACGGUCACGCAGGAAAAGUCCCGCAUGGAAGCCUCGUACCAAGCCGACAAGAAGAAGAUGAAGCAGGACCUGGAUGACGCUGUUAAAAAAGCAGAGGAUGAGACCGAAAGGUUGGAGACGGAGCUGAGGUCUGUCCAGGAGCAGCUCGCUGAGACCAAAGCCCGUCUGAUCACACAGCAGCAUGACCGAGCCCAGGAGCAGAGUGACCACGCUGUUAUGCUGAGAGAGCUGCAGAAGCUGCUGCAGAGUGAGAGGGCGUUGAGGCAGGACGCAGAGCUGAAGCUGGAGGAGACCAGGGAGGUGCUGGCUGGACGGGUGUGCAUGGCUGACCGUGCGGAGGGCUACGAGCUGCAGAUCAAGCAGCUGAGCCAGGAGGUGGAGGACCUGAAGAGAGAGCUGCAGGCUGUUCAGGAGGAGAGAAAGAAGCCAGACCCCCGGGUGCAGGACCUGCAGGAGGAGCUGGCCAGCCUUAAGAACCACUUCCAAGCACAGCUGCUGCAGGAGAUGAGGAAGACUGCACAGGCAGAGGAACAGCUCCGGCAGCACGCCCAGAUGGAGGAGCAGCGUGUGGCAGACCUGGAGGGACAGGUCUCUGAGGUAUCAGGGCUGCUGGGCACUUACGAGAAGGCCAAGCAGAAGGACCAAAUGGUCAUCCAAAAGCUGAAGGACCGCAUCGUGCAGCUGGACCAGGAGAACAAAACCCUGGCCAUCGCGGCCUCCAGCCGAUCCCCUGCUGAUGUAAACGUGGAAGAAGCCAAUCUGGAUGUGAACGUUCUCAAGGAUAAGAUGGAGAAGCUGAAGAAACUGCUGCAGGCAGCAGCAAAGAAGAGUCAGCCCACGUUGGACAUUGAGAAGCUGUGUGAGCUGGAGCUGCCGAAGGGCACCGAGGCCGGGGAUGGCGAGAAGGCCACAGCUUUGUACUAUCAGCAGGAGCUGAAGCAGCUGAAGGAAGAGUUUGAAAGGUACAAGAUGAGGGCACAAGUGGUUCUCAAGAACAAGUCAGUCAAAGAUGGCAAUCUGGCCAAAGAACUGGAGGAAGCUCAGGAGCAGCUAGCUGACCUGAAGGAGAAAUACGUGGUGCUUCAGCUGUCCUCCGAGGAGGUGGAGAAGCAGCACCAGCUGGACAUGGAAGCCAAGAAGCAAGAGUUCUCCCAGCUGCAGCAGCUGCACAAGCAGGAGCUGGAGCGCUGCCAGCUGGAAUACAGGGAACGGGCACUGAAGCUGGAAGAAGAGAUGCACAAGCAGAGGGACCGGGCGUUGGCGGUGUUGGCUGAGAAGGACCAAGAACUGGAGCAGCUGAGAUCCGUUAUGUUGCCUUACACCGGGCUCCAGGGCUCCAAGAACUACAUGACACCGGGGACUGACACUGCGAGCGGUGACCCCCCAGCUAACGGCUCCACAGAGAUCCUCCCCCAGGCUCUCCACCUCUCCACCAAUGCAGAGCCCACCUUCAUCCUGUAUGCGGAGCAGCUGGCCCGCAAAGAGGUGGAAAUCGUAGCGCUGAGGAAGCAGAAGCACAAGCUAGAAAUGCAAGUUCACCAGCUCCAGGAGAAAGUCUUGGUGGAGGAGGAGAGGCAUCGGGAAGAGGUGUCAGCACUUCAGAACGAAAUCCAGAAGAACUUCAGAGAUAAGAGUAGAGAAGGAGCCAACCUGGAGUACCUGAAGAACAUCGUCUAUAGGUUUUUGACGCUGCCGGAUUCCCUCGGCCGCCAGCAGACUCUCACUGCCAUAUUGACUAUUCUGCACUUCAGCCCAGAGGAAAAGCAGGCUGUCAGAAAGCAGUCAGCACACAGCAGCUGGUGGCUGUCGGGGAAGAGAUGAGCUGGUUGUGG